AUGUCGCAAGACUUUGAAGCCGCUCGUCUGACCCUGAGAUAUCAAUCUAACACCAUCAUCUCAGUCUCUGAACGGUCCACCCAUUUCUCCAUACAGGAACACCUUUCGAUCCGUCCACCCUCUACUGUAACAAAUACAACCACGACCACGACCGCCAACAUGUCCAUCCCAAUCCACACCAUCACCACCUUCCGCACAACUUUCAACCCCUUCAGCCACGCCUCUCGACCUUGCCGCCUUGUUCUCUCCCUCCUCCGUACCCCCGCCUCGGCCUCUCCCGCGAGCCCAACACACAUUGACAUCAAGGUCAAGCAAUUGCCGCGGAACUCGACAGAGCAGCCGUCCAUGACGGUCGGCUUCAAGGGUGGAAAGGAGGUCACGCUCGAGGUGGGCAAACGAGGAAUGAAGAUUGGAGAUGUGGUGGAGGAGAUCUCUCGGAUUGGCAGGGCAUUGGAGCGUGAGGCUAGUCUGAAGGGUUAA
Molecule: messenger RNA, 480 nt
Organism: Penicillium oxalicum
Lineage: Eukaryota; Fungi; Ascomycota; Eurotiomycetes; Eurotiales; Aspergillaceae
Product: mitochondrial 54S ribosomal mL53 domain-containing protein
Exons: 1
Coding region: 1-480 (159 amino acids)
Cellular component (GO): mitochondrial large ribosomal subunit
Molecular function (GO): structural constituent of ribosome
Source: RefSeq, a predicted model, not a curated record